AUGACUUCCAUAAGAGAAGAUAUGGUGCUCAGUGCGGUUGAGUUUCUUCAAAAUCCAACGAUUGCGGAUGCUCCUCUAGCGAAGAAGAUCGAGUUCAUCGAGAGCAAGGGUCUUACCGAGGAUGAAGUACAAGAGGCCCUUCUGAGGGCAAAAGGUGGAAACACCCAAGUCUCUGGUGAUCAUGGUGUAAGUACUCCUACUGUUCAAUCGCUGGGGAAUUUUUCUUCUGUGCAGGGUGUAAACGGCUAUAGUGGUGUACCAGAAUACUACUACAACGCGCCGCCUCUCCCAGAGCGCGACUGGAAGGACUACUUUAUAAUGGCCACUGCCACUGCCGGAGUUUCGUUUGGGAUUUAUCAAAUAGUCAAAAGAUAUGUUCUUCCGAAGAUUCUGCCACCCUCACAAUCGGAAAUCGAAAAGGAUAAAGAGAGUGUUGAUCAGGAGUUUGCACGAGUUGAGGCCAUGUUGAAACGGUUCGAAGAGGAACAGAGAAAGUUUUAUGAGGAUCAGGCUGCAAAGUCAUCAAAGAUAGAUGAAUCACUAGCGGAUAUUGAGGAAGUGAUCAGCAGAACAAACGAGAAGAACUUGAGCAAUGAGGAGACUCUUAAGUAUAUGAAGUUGGAGAUUGAAAGCAUAAAAACCACAGUGAUCAAGAACUUGGAGAGUCAGAAGGCCACUAUUUCUAGCGAGUUGAACUCCCUGGAUCGUGAAUUUGCAAAUCUGAAGAGGACUAUGUUGACUGAGAUCAACAACAGAAGAAAGACAGUGCCCUCUGGGACGGCGGAUUCGACGCUAUUGGUGGAUCAGGCUAACCCAGUCGCCAGUUCUGUUCCCGUGAGACCUUCCAUUCCACCUGCAUCUGUGGUGCCAUCUGCGAAAGACAUUUUUCAGCGUGAGAAGUCGUUAGAUACAGAUGGUGUUUCCAAUGUGAGUGCGGUCUCGAGCCCUAACUCCAUGUCUAACUCUCUGUCAAACUCCAACCAAUCGAUUAGCACGUCGUCGUUGCCGAAAAGCUCGUCUGGGAUACCAGCAUGGCAACUGUCGGCUAGUUGA
Kuraishia capsulata CBS 1993 is the source of this 1053-nucleotide messenger RNA. RefSeq lists its product as uncharacterized. Lineage: Eukaryota; Fungi; Ascomycota; Pichiomycetes; Pichiales; Pichiaceae. Gene Ontology annotation, molecular function: signaling receptor binding. Bases 1 to 1053 code for a protein of 350 amino acids. The record is from RefSeq and is a predicted model, not a curated record. Gene Ontology annotation, biological process: protein import into peroxisome matrix, docking. Gene Ontology annotation, cellular component: peroxisomal importomer complex; peroxisomal membrane. The transcript has a single exon.